Molecule: messenger RNA, 1302 nt
Organism: Anopheles marshallii
Lineage: Eukaryota; Metazoa; Arthropoda; Insecta; Diptera; Culicidae
Gene: Neos
Product: nuclear receptor coactivator 5
Exons: 2
Coding region: 1-1302 (433 amino acids)
Molecular function (GO): RNA binding
Source: RefSeq, a predicted model, not a curated record
AUGGCUAAUUUUCCACCGGUCAACUCCAGAGUGUAUGUUGGAGGUUUGGGCGAACAGGUGAAAUUGGAAGAAUUUGAAGAGCUGUUCAAAGACUUCAAGCCGUACCAAGAUUUGACGCUCUUGCGCGGUUUCGGCUUCAUACAAUUUCACACCGAACAAGCGGCGCAAGCUGCCAUAAAAGCUAUGAAUGGCAAAAUGUUCAAUGGAAGGAAGCUGAUGGUGAAGGUGGCUAACGAUAACCGUGCGAAAAAGGGACUGCUUCCCCGGGGAGCUGCAGGUCCGAAUGCGAAAACAAACAACGCUCCGCCAGCCCCUGUACGGGACCGUUCGCCUGUUGAAAUGCUACAUGCGCUGAAACGCGGAUAUCUUCCACUGCAGUACAGUGUUGCUGAUUUGAGUAGCGUAUACCCGGAAACACCGAUCGGCCAAGCUCCGCUGCGAGGAAUCGAGAGCAAUGAUUGCGAAAUUAUAGUCGUAAACAAAGAGCUGACGCCAUAUGCCGAGCUUAUCGAGACACGUUUGAAACGUGCGGGUUUGAGUGUCGAUCUACUGUUCCCCAACAAUGAUGUUCCGAUUGGCAAAGUGCUGGCCAAUAGAGCAUCUCAAGGUACAUACUACUGCAUAGUAAUUACGCCGGAAAAUCAAGAGCGUAACAGCAUCACCGUAAAUGUUUUGCACGGUAUUCCUGCGGAGCAUCGUAACAUGCCUACGGAUGAUGCUAUAAAUUUCGUUAUAAAGAAUUUUAAUGAAAAGAUUAAACAUGAACACAAGCCUCACAGUGUGUCUACUUACCACCAUGUGGCACCGGUAACUUCCCCGCCAAUCCAGUCCAGGCCAAUGCAUGUAGAACCAUCACAAACACAGGACAAGCACCCAGAGGCGGUACAAAACAUGAUCAACCUGCUGGCCGCAAACCGUCCACUAACCGUGUUGCAAUACGAAAGACUGAUCAAGUACCUCACCGAACGAAAGGAGCUACAGAUAAGGCUGGAACUCGGUGAGGAUGUGGAUAGUUCAACCGCAAGUUCACUAAUACCGCCAAUUAUAACGCCUGCCGUUCCGGUAAAAAGCAAACAGGAAACGGAACGCGAACUCCAAAAGAAAAUAUUGGACAUAAUGAACAAGCCAUCCAUUAUAGGCGUUGCGAAGUCGGAAGCUUCAACCGACAACAUAAACAAUGAAAGCAGGGUAAAUUCAAAUUUUCUACCGACAUCCCGACUCCUUCACGAUCCAAAAGUACAGCGCGCGCUCGACUCCCUGCUACAAAGUCAGCUGCUUUCUAAUGUUGGAUUCAAAAUGUAA